AUGCCGCCGAGUGUAAACCUUGUCAAGAUGUGGGUCAAGUUCGGCCCCGAGUUCGGCCGUACCUCGCGCCACUUGUCGCCUUAUGAAGUACACCCAGUGCGCAGCAUCAUUACGACUAUUCCGUACAAGACGGUUCGCAAGAUCAAAGAGAACGGUCCAGUGCUUAUCCCGGCGAUACUUUUGCUCGUGGGAACAGUCAAGUGGGGUACAAAGGCCAACGAAGAGGAGCACCGUACGCACUGGAGCUAA
Messenger RNA from Peronospora matthiolae, 249 nucleotides. The record is from the annotation of a GenBank genome assembly. NCBI's taxonomy places the organism in Eukaryota, Oomycota, Peronosporomycetes, Peronosporales, Peronosporaceae.